CUUCCCCAUAGGGAGUACAAUAACGAAGAAACCUAACCCUUCAUUCAUAUUCUCUUAUUAUAUCUCUCCUUUGUUUAAAGUUUGUUUGUUUGUUUAUUUAUUUCUUUAAGUUUCUUCUUUUGUAUAAAGCAAUCAGGGGGAAAUGCUUCAGUCCUCUCUGCGUACGCAAAACCGGCAAAGCUAGCAAAAAGGAUAUCCCAAAGCUAUAUAUCGACCGUUAUCGCUUAUAAAUAGGUAAACAGAGCAAAGGGCACUACGGACACUGCACGCAGCAAGUGGAAAGACACAGAUUAUGGAAAAUGGCGGGAACAUGUUCAUGGGGAACCGGGGGCAAACUGGUAAUAGCAGCAUUAAUCUCGCUUGGGAUAUACGGGAACUUAACCCUACAUCUGCUACGGGAUUUGAUUGGGGAGGCAACAAUAAUAAUACUACUAACGGCUUGAACUUGUACGCCACUAGUACUGCUACUACCAACGCCGCCGCCGCCACCAGGGCGGAGACUACCGCCUCCUCCUGCACCACGCUCCCUGAAGUGAGUACAGCCCACCCGCUCAUGUUUCUUCCUCACCAUGACAACGCUACUCUUGCCCACCACUUGAACCAGCAGCACGCUCUUUACACGGGAGACGGGUCUCAUACGCACCCUGACCCUCAUCUCGUUUGUUUGAAGCUUGGCAAGAGACACUAUUUCGAGGAUUCUACAGCUCUGUCCGACCGGCACGUGGCCGGUGGGUUCACCAUUGGAAAGAAAGGUAAACCAUAUUACAAUAAUAAUCUCGGUGGUGGUGGCGGGGGCGGAGUUGGAAUAGGGCCUUCCUCAUCGACAGCGGUUAUGGGACCUCCAGCGACGGUGCCAAGGUGUCAAGUUGAAGGAUGCCAUGUUGCGCUGGUCAAUGCUAAAGACUACCACCGGAGGCAUAAAGUUUGUGAGAUGCACUCUAAGGCACCCAAGGUGGUGGUGCUAGGGUUAGAGCAACGUUUCUGUCAACAGUGUAGCAGGUUUCAUGUGGUGUCAGAGUUUGACGACUCGAAGAGGAGUUGCAGGAGGAGAUUGGCAGGGCACAAUGAGCGUAGAAGAAAGAGCUCCCAUCACGAUUCUGCUUCCAGGAACUCUGCUCAAGAUAAUAAAUUGAUGACUGGGAGAUUUCCAUACCUAUCGUCGCCGACAGGACGUGCUCUCUCUCUUCUGUCAUCCAGGGCUGAUUCUUGGAUUUUCUCGUCUGAUCUCUCCUCAAGAUCUAGUGCUGCCUUGCGUGAGCUGAUUGCAGAAAAUCGUGCUGCCAUCCUGGCUCGGCAGCUCAUACUCGAUCGAGACUGGCACUUGCACCACCAUGCAAUGGAAGACCUAGGAGACGCCCAACCUGGGUCCAGUUCUGUAGCAGUUCAGCAGCACCCUUCAUUACCUGAGCCUCACGGUUGGGACAGGUUUCAUGAAGCCGGUGCCCAAGUUACGUUAGACCUCAUGCAAGCUUCAAGCUCAGCAUUCGAAAUGUUGUCUGUGAGGGGGAAAACUAAGGAAGAGGAAGAAGAGUGCUCCGAUUUGUGGAAUUCCUUGCAGGGAACACACGUAGUUUAAAAUUCCCAGUAGUUAUUGGUUUGUAACAGUUUAAUUGCUUUGUUUUCUGGGAUGAUUAUUGAUUAUCGACACUGUAUAAUUCAUUCAUAGUUUGAUCGCCAUUUCUUGUAACAGUAAGUCUGACCAUUUUCAUUCAAUCUUGUAGGGAUAUUUUUUUAUAGAAUAAAUAAACUCAUAAAUGCGUUUGAAGAA
Molecule: messenger RNA, 1768 nt
Organism: Theobroma umbraticum
Lineage: Eukaryota; Viridiplantae; Streptophyta; Magnoliopsida; Malvales; Malvaceae
Product: squamosa promoter-binding-like protein 7
Cellular component (GO): nucleus
Molecular function (GO): DNA binding
Source: RefSeq, a predicted model, not a curated record